AUGAUAACCCCAGAUCCAACGAGUGGCCGCCAUCAAGGCCAGGCCGAAGCCAACGAGACGGCGGCAGGUGGCUCGAGAUUUGGGAACAUAGGAUUUGCCUCGCGCAUAUCGGCAGCCCAAGACGCCCCGCUCUUCCACAGUACCUUUGACGAGUUUCGAGAGGACGACGACGAGGACGAGCGGGAGCGGGAAGCCGCAGACUUGUUUGCCUUGCAAAGGUCCCGGCGGGUAGCUGCAGCUAGUAAACUUGCAGAGAGCACCGAGUCUGCCAAUAGUCGCGGAUCUAUUGAAGACAGCACGGGGGAUGUGGACCAUCCGUAUCAAGAUCGCAUCUUUAGCCGAGGCAUCAGAAGUAGUUGGAACGGCACGAGGAGCUCGCACAAGCCACCUUUCGCCGGCGAUACAUUGUUCGAAGAGAACGAGGAACUUUCGAAAUCGGGCGAAGAGCAGCAUCAGGAUGCUGGUAGUCAUCCACAGGCAAAGAGCAAGAUUAUGGUCGAUGUCGGGCUGGAUUCCCAGGUAGAAGGAGAUGAAGAUCCGCCCGAAUCCUUGCUGGGAGGUGAAGCACCAGCUGACUCUAGUUCGCCACCGUUUCAAAGGUUCAAGUCUCAAUCAGAGCGAGAACCCUUCAUCUUGAGGAGGACAUCUACAACAGAGUCCGAUGUCAGCAGUGUCCGGAGAAAUGACCCGCUGGAAUACGAGGUCGCCCAACCAGGGAAUUUAUUGACCGAGGGCGAGUUGUUCAAGCAUGAUCCUUUCUUUGCUUGGAUAUAUCUCAUUAGCUUCGCGGGAAUGCUGUCGACAUUUGUGCUGGUUUGGCUGCACACCUCACCGCAAAAGAGUCCAGUUGGUGACACGAUAUAUGCCACGCUUCAAAAGUCGUUUGACAUGCUGGCAGUGGACACGGUGGUUGCCAUAUUUGUAUCUUUCAUAUGGCUUGCCGCGCUGCGAUCGUUUGUUCGCCCGCUCGUCAGCGUAAUUCUGAUCGCAGUGCCGGUCAUCAUGCUGUCAUUUUCGCUGUACUCAUUUAUUUCAUCAUUCCAGGGAAGAACACACGGAUCCAGUUUCCAAGAUUCCGUCAUGCGGUGGGUAUCGCUGAUUCCCGCUGCAUCUUGCGUGUUGUGGCUCUGGAUGGUUGUCAAGGGCCGUCGGGCCAUCCAGCAGGCUAUUGAGAUUUUGCAGUUUUCGUCCAAGAUUCUGGCACAAAACUCAGGUCUGCUCCUCAUUGGGUUUGGCUGCCUUGCACUGAUUGUUCUGUGGACGUGGGCUUGGCUGGCCAUGUUCACGCGCGUCUUCAUGGGUGGCUACUUUUCAAAAUCAUUGGUGAGAUUCGUUAUUCAAAUGUCAAGUUGGUGGCUUGGGGCUGCCUUUAUCUUCAUGUACAUGUGGACUCUGUCCGUCAUCAAUGCUGUUCACCGUGCAACAACUGCAGCUACGGUUUCGCAGUGGUAUUUCCACCGCAACGCCGGUCCCGUUACGCCAUCCCGAGAAAUCGUUACGGCAGCCCUUGGCCAUGGGACUACGAUAAUCUUUGGCAGUAUUUGCCAGUCUACAUUACUCUCACUGUUGAUUCGAGCGCCGUUGCUGUUGCUUCCCAGGCGGAUCGGUGGAGCGAUUACCAACUUGGCGGGAUUCUGGAUUCCCACGCCGAUUGUUGCUCUUACAAAUCCUUUGACAAUUACAUACUGUGCCAUUCACUCGCAAAGUCUUGCUGUUUCGGCGAGAGGGCUAGACCAAAUGGAGAUUGUGUCGCCCGCAAUUCCCACGACGACACUAACACCCCGAGCACUGCGUCUUCGAGGCCAAGCCAAGGGACUACUGCCUUAUCGACUAGCAAAGCUGCUUCUCGUGGCUACACGACUGAUUAUGGCCACAGGUCUUGGGUUCGCAGGAUGGGUUAUUACUGCGAAGCAGCUCCGAAUUCAGCUACCCGACGGCAUGGGCGUCCGCGGGUCAGCCUACGCGUAUGUUGUUGGCAUCAUGGCCAGCUUCAUUGGAUACUCGGUUAUGGGUGCCAUGGAAGGUAUUUUGAGUGGCAUUGUGGAUGGGGUUCUCAUAUGCUACGGCAGCGAGAGACGUAUGGAGAGGGGACAUGGGCGAUAUUGUCUGGAAGCGGCGUAUCUAUUCGGGGAGCGGCGAAUUGGCGAGGACCUGGGAUAUGUUUAA
Molecule: messenger RNA, 2166 nt
Organism: Metarhizium acridum CQMa 102
Lineage: Eukaryota; Fungi; Ascomycota; Sordariomycetes; Hypocreales; Clavicipitaceae
Source: RefSeq, a predicted model, not a curated record